Molecule: messenger RNA, 3918 nt
Organism: Cyclopterus lumpus (lumpfish)
Lineage: Eukaryota; Metazoa; Chordata; Actinopteri; Perciformes; Cyclopteridae
Gene: mylk4a
Product: myosin light chain kinase family, member 4a
Exons: 16
Coding region: 82-2541 (819 amino acids)
Biological process (GO): intracellular signal transduction; protein phosphorylation; positive regulation of apoptotic process
Cellular component (GO): cytoplasm; nucleus
Molecular function (GO): ATP binding; protein serine/threonine kinase activity
Source: RefSeq, a predicted model, not a curated record
AGGAGCAGAGAAGGAGGCGAGACGGAGACGACGGGCAGAAGGAGUUGGUGUCUUAACGUGAUUUUUAUAUCACUGGAAGCCAUGAGUUCCUCGGUAAUGAACAAAGGAGGAGAUGGCAACGGUGCAAGUUUUGACCUCAUCCAAAACCGGAUUGAGUCACUCAGCGGCAAAAUGGACAAGCUCAUCAACAUUCAAGAAAAGGUCCUCAACCGAUUAGACGGCAUGUCUCAGGACAUUGACGUCAUUGAAAUGGAUAUGGAGAAUCUGAAGGUUGACAAGGAGGAGAUCCAUAUUCCACCCAAGAUGGUGAACCAGACCCAGUUCAUGGGGCAAGAGGUGAGGGAGAUAUGCCAAGAGAUGAGCACCAUAAUGUUGGUGGUGAACCAGCGGUCUGAGCAGCAGACUGAGAAGCUCGAAGGGAUGGAAAAGCUGGUCCUCAGCAUGCAGCAGGUGAUCAGCUUCAUUGGGGAGACGGUAAAGAGUUCCAGGGUUAUGGAGCUGAUUUUUAAUGGCGCUGCUGCUCGGAAGGGCUCCAAACCAAAAGACAGUAAAGGCAAGCAAGCCGUUAAGAGGAAAUCCUCUACGGACACAAUAAACAAGAAGCUUGACAAGACCUCUACCUCUAAUAAAGCCAGUAAAGGGAAUCAAAAGAUAACUCCUGCAUGUGAGCCCUCUUCUCCACUGACUUCCCACAAGAUAAAGCUCCAUGGACCAAAGCAUUACUUCACGUCUUGCAAAUGUGGAACAUUUUUAAAGGACCACAAAGCUAAAGAUGGGACAGAUAAGCCCUCAUUGAGCCCAAAGGGUCUGAAAGCUCAAAAGAAGAUGAAGCCUCCAGACACAGCAGAAAACAUCUCCUUGAAGAAGCAGGUGUUGCUUCUCGAAGAGGUGCAGAAACUCAACAGGGAGAAUGCAGAGAAAUCAGCUCACCAGCUCAUCCCUGGAAAUCUGGUUCUGGAGGCUGGAGUGUCCCCGAAAGAACAACAACCUGACGCCUCUGCUUGCAAAUCGGUGGACUACCUGCGUGAAGAUUCCCAAGCGGCCAUGGAUGAGAAACACAAGGUCGUUGAAGCGGUUAGUGAGGAAGGGGUCGGGGAAAAGGUGGAUGAGGAAGAAGCGGCGGUAACAGAGCUCGAUGUGGAGGAUGUCGUGAAAGAAAAGCUACCAGAGGAAAAGAAGGAAGAGGUUGCUCUUCCUGAAGAAGUAGCUGCCCAUGAGGAUGAAAACGAGCAGACUGCUACAAGCAGUGAGGACCACAAAGAUGCGCCAUCAUCUCCAGAAGCUGAGCAGGACCAGAUAUCAGAGGUCAGCAAGUUCUGCGUGACCGAGGAACUCUUUGUAGUGAAGGAACACACAAAGAGCCAGGUGGUGGUGGAGGAGGAGGAGGAGGAAGAGGAAGAGGAAGAGGAAGAGGAGGAGGAGGAAGAGAAGGCGGCAGACCACGAGCAGAAGGUUGCGUCUGAGGGCUGGGCCGUCUUCAGGGCAGAUGGAGUUCAGUUCCAGUUGAACCUGAAACAAAGGGUGGAGACAGAGAGAAAGGAGAAGGAUGCAGAGAAAGAUGCAGAAGAGGAGGAGGAUGACAAUACAGAGCGGUACUUUAUUGACACCUCUCCUCCUCCAGCGGCUCCUUUCAAUCACCGCAUUGUUUCUGCCAAGCCCAACCAGAUCAUCAACUUCUACACCAUCAACUGGCAGGAGGUCCUGGGCGGGGGGCGUUUUGGCCAGGUGCACAAAUGUGUUGAAAACUCCUCCGGUCUCACUUUGGCAGCGAAGGUCAUCAAAGCCAGGAGUCUGAAAGAAAAGGAGGUGGUGAAGAAUGAGAUCCAGGUCAUGAAUAAUCUGGACCAUGCCAGCCUGAUCCAGCUCUAUGCAGCUUAUGAGUCAAGGAAUGACAUCAUCCUUGUACUUGAAUAUGUUGGUGGAGGGGAGCUGUUUGACAGGAUCAUUGAUGAAAACGACACUUUGAUGGAGCUGGACGCUGUUCUCUUCAUCAGGCAGAUCUGUGAGGGCCUGCAGCACAUGCACAAAAUGUACAUCCUGCACUUAGAUUUAAAGCCAGAAAACAUUCUAUGUGUGAGCAGAGUCACAAACAAGAUAAAAAUCAUCGAUUUCGGUCUUGCUAGGAUAUAUAAACCGCGAGAGAAGCUGCAAGUGAACUUUGGCACUCCAGAGUUUCUCGCUCCGGAAGUCAUCAACUACGACUUUGUUUCGUUCAACACAGACAUGUGGAGCCUUGGCGUCAUCACCUACAUGCUUCUGAGCGGUCUCUGUCCCUUCCUCGGCGACGAUGACAACGAGACUCUGAACAACAUCUUGGCCUGUAAGUGGAACUUUGAGGAAAACGAGUUUGUGGAUACGUCUGAGGAAGCCAAAGACUUCAUCUCCAGACUCCUCAUUGUGAAUAAAAGCUGGAGGAUAGGCGCAUCUGAGGCCUUGAGACAUCCUUGGCUGUCUAACCCAGUUCUUCAUCAUAGCCUUCAUACCAAGAAAACUAUGUGCAGAUCACGGCGUUCAUCUUGUGUGCCCACGACUGAUAGUUGAGGGCUACAACGAUGUGAUGGCUUCAGUCGUGGCCACUUGGACCAACCUUCCUGUCCACGUAAAUUACCUUAAUUUUCAGUCCAUGGGCUGUAAUUCUGGCGACCCCACAAACCCUGUUCUGACAUGUUAUCCGCUGUUGUGUUAAUGUCAGCAAUAUACAAAAACAAUAUAGAGACAAAAGCAGUUUUGUUUAAUUGGGAUUAAACGUGGAUAGUCCCACCAUGCAUUAGACUGCAAGUAAGUAAAAAUAACAACAUUUUAUAAAAUAUUUUGUGUUAUUAUCAAUGUCAACUCAACUGCUUAGGUUGUUUAUGUUUGUUGUUUUUUCCAUCACUUCAUAUGUGGCAUUUCAAAAGAGUGCCAAUGUCACAGUCGGACCUACUGUUAUUAGACAUGUAGUAUUAUCAUAUAAGAGCUUGGUUGUGUGUCGCACCUUUGUCUUGAAAGUUGAGGUGCACAUUGUACUAUCUACUUAAAAAAAAAAAAAUCCACUCGUAUACGUAUCUCAAACCAAAUGCACUGUGCUGUUAUUGUUCAUUGCUUUUGUUUGAAGGCUACAGCAUGAUUUGAAUUACGUGACUGUAAAUGUGUUGCAUUUAUCCCCAUGUUGUUAUCCAAUAUUAUCCAGUAUUAUUAUCGGGCUGUAAAUAAAUGCUGAACUGUAGAUUUCAUAUUAAAUAUUUUCACAUAUCUUAGGGGAUGGACAUAUCUUAUGGGAUGGACUUUCUGGAUGUGUAUUGUACGUAUGGACAGAAUGGAAUUUGUGCGGUUGAUAUCAUGAGCUGUAGUAUGUGCACUUUAUAAUGUUAUUUAUUUAAACAUAGAUUAUACAUUAAGCUACCGUAGUUCCUUAGAAAAGGCUUGUGUGGUCAGAUAUUUUCUUCCUACUUCUGUUUCAUCCUGCUUUGUCAAGGUGUUUAUAAAGAAAAUAUAUUUUGACUUCAUAAUAAACCAAAACAGUCAAGGUCUUAUCAGCCAAGUGUAUACUUUUAGAUCUUAAUUGCAUGUGUCUAUGGGUUUUAUCAGCCAUUAAAGUUUCAAUUAGACACACAGAAAUAUCUUUUUUUAACAUUUUUUUCACUCUAGCUGCAUAUUCUGUAGAUGCUUUUUCCACAAAACAAAGUUAUCAUGCCUUCUGUGAAGGUUCAUUAACUGAAAGUAAAACACUAACUACCUAAUGUUGCCUAAGUUGAUGAAAUGUUAGAACUACAUUCAUGUGGUUUUAAUUGAACUGGAUUGUGAAUGUUACUUUAAUUGUUGUUGAACACAGAGUGCUAGUGAAAGAAGUUGUCCUUACCGAGUGUUAACAAUUUCAAAUUCAGCAUGUAUUUUGUGAAGUGUGUGUACACAUCCAUUAAACUGAAAUAAUUACCUAAA